UUCUCUAAUCUGGGUUAGGAAGGACAAAUUCUGGAGUGGGUGCUUUACUGCUGCUGAUUGUUAUCCCACUGGUGCUACUGCCAAACACCAAAUUCCCAUCAAAUUUAGUUUCUCGACUGAUUUUUGGGCGAAGCGUGAAAGAAGGGAGACCUACGCGGAGGUGACUCGCAAGAUGGCUGGAGCUGCUGCUGGUCAGAGUGGUAGAGGAGGUGGGAGGGGCAACGGUGGCCGUGGGCACACCGAGGCGCGCCCUCCUCCCCAGAUCUCCACUGUGCCGCCUGCUGCUCCCCCUGUUCGUCCUCCUAUGGUCCAACAGCAACAGCAGAUGCAGCAGCAGCAAAAGCACCCUCCCCCCUUUCCAUUUAUGCUAAGCCUCCUAUCUUCCCUUUGGCCUCUAGCUCUUAGAUGAUCUAUCCGCAAAACAUGGGGUCGAUGUUCCCAGGAUACCCUCCUCCUGGUUAUCAGCAAUUUCCUGCUAAUCCCUGGCCUAAUCAGCAACAGUUUCAAUUCCCGUUCAUGGCCCCUAACCAGAUUGCUACCAUGCAAUACCCUCAAGGGAUUCAACAACCUGUGACUGCUGGUAGUGGCUCUGGUUCUGAGAAUGGUCAAGUUGGUCAGAGCAAAAGCAAGAAGAAACAGAGGAAUGCUGCGGGGAAGAAAGCUAUGAAGACUGAUGCUGGGCUUGCUGCUCCUCAAGUUACUAUGUCUGAUGAUGCUCCUUAAUCUUACAAUGUAGACCCUAAGUAUAUUGGGGCUACUUGUUUCAACUGUGGGCUACCCAGACAUUAUGUGGGUAUGUGCCAGAUUCCUAGGAAGUGUUUCAUGUGUGUUGUUCCUGGGCACCAUAUGGAUGCUUGCCCCCUGUGGUACAAGCCCUACCCAGCAGCUCAGUUCUGGGGUAGUGCUGGGAAUGGCUUGGGCUUCUUUCAUCUUGAGGCUGGAGAAAAAAGCAACAGUGACUGGCUGAAUUUUGGAACUGUGGAUCUUGUGGUUAUUGAAGAAGGAGAAAUUUCUGCUGAGGAACUGGGUGCUUGCUUCACUAGCAUGUGGAAAACCAACUGGCCCUGGCAGAUUAGAGCCUAUGAUGAGUCCCAAUACCUAGUCAGAUUCCCCUCUAACAAGAAAAUCACUGAUUUAGUUGCUUAUGACUCCAUCAACCUCAAGAAGAAAGGGGUCUCAAUUUCUUUUAAGAAUUGGCAUGGAGAGUUGCCUGCUUAUGACUCCCUGACUGAGAUUUGGGUGGAAAUUGUGGGUCUGCCUCCUGUGUGGUGUUCUUGGUCUGUGAUUGCCCCCAAGUUGCUGCUACUUUGGGUGUCAUUACUAACAUUGAUUGGCAUGGGAUUUUCAGUAGUUUUUAUGAGGUGGUGAGAGUUCAGGUUGCUGUUAGAGACCCUGCAUUGAUCCCUAGAGACAGACUUUUUGAAAUUCAGCAAGAGUUGUUCUUACUCACCUUCAAAGUUGAAGAGGGUGAGCCUGUGGAGUCUGAUAACCCCUCUGAUCCCCCAGGCCACCAAAAUGAUGAUGAUGGGAGUAGCAAGAAACAGGAGGGUGAAGAUGAGUUCAGUAAUGAUGACCUAUUGGGAGAGGAGAUGGAGCAUGACCUUGAUAACAGUAGGAAGAACUCCAAUUUCAGACCAAGACCUGCCUCGGCUCCUAGUGGGUCUAGAAACAGAACUCAUACUAUGGAUGCUAUCUCUUCCCCUGUUCUCUCUGGGGUGGAGAUGAAUAUCAACAUCCCUUUGGAGAGAUCAGUUUUCUUGAAGAUUCAGGAUGCUCCACUUACCAAAAGCUACCUGCAAGCUGUUAAGAAAACCCCAGUGGAGAAUUGUGGUACUAUCCUUCUUCCUGAGUUUGAAGCUGCUUCAAAAUAUGGGGUGACCAGAUCUGAAAAUUUCCCUGCUCCUCUUGGGGGGUUAAUUCCUUGCCCCUCCCUUACAGCUACCCUUAAAGCUGGGAGAGACAAAUGGGGCCCUGUUGUUUCCACUAGGAUGAGUGACAGGAUCAAGAGAGAUGGGAAGCCAGCCCUGGUCAAAGCUCAAGAAAUUAAGCAGAUGAAGAACUUGGAGACCCCUAGAGGUGAGUUAAAUGAGAUUUGGAAGAAAGAGGAAAUCAAGGCCAUGCAGAGAGCUAGGGAAAGGGACAUUAGAGAGGGAGAUCUGAACUCUGACUACUUUCAAGCCCUGGCCAAUCAGAAGAGGAGGAAGAAGCAUAUUGUUGUGCUAGAAACUGCUGGUGGCCCAGUUGAAGACACUAAAGGUGUUGUGGCGCAAGACGGCCUCGUACGCUGCACGGUGGGAACCGCUGUCUGUAGACCCUGUUAAGAAGCAAAUCCAGAACAUGGUGCGGGAGCUGGAGUCUCCGAGCAAAGCUCCAUUACCGCUGAUGUGGCCGGAUCCAGGCUGAGGAUCUAGAUACUGUUUGUCUUAGUUGAUGUUGAGCCUGUGGCUCUGGAGUUAGACAGGGGAGGUGGCUAGUUUUAUUUGCCUUCAUUUUGGCCGUCUUCCUUGUAAUAGCUGGCUCUAGUAUUUUUCCUUUUGCUAUAGUUUGCGGUAGUGUUUACUUCUGUAGUUUAUGCGCUGUCGUCCUAUGAUGUACUGUACUGGUGUGAUUUCUUUGCUUUGCAAUGGAAUCGGGGCUGGGCCCUCUUCUUCUAAAAAAAAUCUCACCUAGGUGAGAAUUACCAAAUUUGCUUUUUUUUUCUUUUGCUUUUUAGGUGGGCCCCACCUGUAAAAGUGUGGGAAGGGUGAGUUCUGUUUUCCUCUUUUAUUAAGCAUGGUUCCCCCGUGUAAGUGAUAGAGAGAGGGG
Triticum aestivum (bread wheat) is the source of this 2805-nucleotide messenger RNA. RefSeq lists its product as uncharacterized. Lineage: Eukaryota; Viridiplantae; Streptophyta; Magnoliopsida; Poales; Poaceae. The record is from RefSeq and is a predicted model, not a curated record. Bases 1590 to 2321 code for a protein of 243 amino acids. The transcript is spliced from 3 exons.